Komagataella phaffii GS115 is the source of this 849-nucleotide messenger RNA. RefSeq lists its product as hypothetical. The coding region runs from base 1 to 849 and encodes 282 amino acids. The record is from RefSeq and is a predicted model, not a curated record. The transcript has a single exon. NCBI's taxonomy places the organism in Eukaryota, Fungi, Ascomycota, Pichiomycetes, Pichiales, Pichiaceae.
AUGGACUCUCCAAAUACAGAUACAAUUGAACAACCCCCUAAAGACUCGGAUGUUGCCUUUAUCUCAGAUAAUAAAGAUAUUGUGGUAAACUUGGAUGAAGAUUUAGACGACUACGAUGGUGAUAUACAAAGUGUUUCUUUAGUUAAAACUACUUCCUUCACGCAAGGAACGGGAAACGUCACUAUGACACCAGUGAAUGGCUCUACUGGGGCCUUCAAAGACCUAAAUCCAGGUUCCUAUAAUCAUUUGGAGCUGGAAUACGACUCAUUCAGUGGAUCUUUAGCUGAUAAUGUGAAAAGGGUUCCAGCUGAGGGACUAGCAUUAAGGACUGAUGAUGAAAAUGAGGAGGCUGAUCAUCAGAAGGACCAUGAUGGUUUGACAAAGGAUAGUCGCCUGAUUUCUGAGCAAUUGGUAGACGAAGAGGCCAAUAUCGCCCUGGAAGUGAAGAAAAACAGAGAAAUAAUAGAACCAAAGCUACAAUUCCGAAACCUUUCGUCGCAAUUCACUGCAACUAAGAUUGAUUCCGAUAGAGUUGAAAGUUUGGGAGAGCAAAAACUGUCAAGUUUACAGGAAAAACAUGAGGAGUUAGUAAAUCAAAUACUCAAAAUCGAACGAGAGUUAGAAUUUGUGGAUAGCCUUUUGCCCUCUGGGUCUAAUUACCUUAACACGCCAGAAGGGAAACAACUAGCAAAGCUCAAAGUGGCUAGAGAUAAACUGUUCGAUAAAUGUGAGCUUCUCAAAAAGGAAAAGUAUGAACUCAGCAUCAAAAUAAACUACAAGUGGAAAAAAAUACAUGGUAUUGAUGGUUCUGACAAAACCGAGUUCUGGGUGCGUGGGGUCAGCAACUAA